Linnemannia hyalina is the source of this 1014-nucleotide messenger RNA. Lineage: Eukaryota; Fungi; Mortierellomycota; Mortierellomycetes; Mortierellales; Mortierellaceae. The record is from the annotation of a GenBank genome assembly.
AUGAUGUCUUCAAACGCAACAACAAUAGCAACAACCAGCCUCCCACUUAUCAACUUCGCAAACUUCACAAACAGCAGCACAGAGUCACGUCUAAGAACAGCCAAACAACUUGUCUCCGCCUGCCGUACCACCGGCUUUGUCUACAUCAUCAACCAUGGCGUCCCAAAGCAUGAGCUCGAGCGCGCCUUUGCCAUCUCCUCAAAAUUCUUCGACCUGCCGCUAGAGGAGAAGAUGAAAGCGCCCCAUCCACCUGGCUGGUCAGUCCACCGUGGCUACUCAUGGCCGGGGUUUGAGAAGGUUUCAAAUGCCACCAGCAGCAAGGAGGAUGAGGUGGCAGUGCGGAAAUUGCGUGAGGUAAAGGAUGUGAAGGAGAGUUAUGAGGUCGGCAGCGAGUCAAACCCCGAUAUGCCAAAUAUAUGGCCUCUGGAGGAGGUAUUGCCAGAGUGGCAGCCCUUCAUGACGGAAUUCUACUGGACAUGCUUCGAGGCCGCGAAGACUGUGCUGAAGGCACUGGCGUUGGGUAUUGGGCUUGAGGAGGAUGCAUUGGUGAGCCUGCAUAGUGGGCAUUAUAAUCAGCUCAGGUUGCUGAAUUACCCACCUAUCCCAGCACAGGCGCUGGAGGAGGGGACGAGUGAGAGGAUGCCAGCACAUACAGAUUGGAGCACGAUGACAAUACUGUGGCAGGAUGAUUGUGGGGGGUUGCAGGUUGAGGAUCCAAACCAUGCUGGGAAGUUCAUCAAUGUCGAACCUGUCGAAGGGGCACUUGUGAUGAACAUUGGGGAUCUGAUGAUGCGGUGGAGCAAUGAUGUCCUGCGCUCGACGUCACAUCGUGUUACGUUGCCACCAUUGCAGGAUCGGAUUGAGGGGGAGGGAAGGAUCACAAGGCAGCGGAAGAGUAUUGUUUAUUUUUUGUCGACAGAUCCAGAUAGGUUGAUUGAGGUUAUGGGGAGCUGUAUGAAGACAUUGUUACAGAGAGCCCAUUCCUUGCAGUGCUUUGACCUCACCGUAAUUUAG